Messenger RNA from Myxocyprinus asiaticus (Chinese sucker), 4985 nucleotides. RefSeq names its product ATP-dependent RNA helicase A-like. The transcript is spliced from 28 exons. Gene Ontology annotation, biological process: regulation of mRNA processing; positive regulation of transcription by RNA polymerase II. NCBI's taxonomy places the organism in Eukaryota, Metazoa, Chordata, Actinopteri, Cypriniformes, Catostomidae. Gene Ontology annotation, molecular function: 3'-5' DNA/RNA helicase activity; 3'-5' DNA helicase activity; double-stranded RNA binding. The coding region runs from base 111 to 3932 and encodes 1273 amino acids. Gene Ontology annotation, cellular component: ribonucleoprotein complex; intracellular anatomical structure; nucleolus. The record is from RefSeq and is a predicted model, not a curated record.
UCUAAAUCUGCGCGUUCACACUGGUAUGGCCAGUGUCCGUGUAACACACAUAUUUCCCUGAACAUCUUGUGUGAAUUUACAAAAAGGGGACCGUUAUCAGGCCUUCAACAAUGGCAGACAUUAAAAACUUCCUCUAUGCUUGGUGUGGAAAAAAGAAGAUAACCCCAAACUAUGACACCCGAGCAGCUGGAAAUAAAAACAGACAGAAGUUCACUUGUGAGGUGCGCAUUGAGGGUUACAGUUACAUCGGCAUGGGAAACUCCACCAACAAAAAGGAUGCCCAGUCCAAUGCUGCCCGAGAUUUUGUGAAUUAUCUUGUCCGAACAAAAGAGAUAAAUGCUAAUGAAGUUCCUGCUAUAGGGGUCAGUGUGCCUGAUGGAGGAAGUGGUGGUGGUGGUGGUGGUGAAGGUGAGUUUGGAAAUCUCCCAUCCAACUGUCCACUACCUCCACAUCUGGCUGUGAAGAAAGAACCAGGUGUACGACUUAAUGAACCUCAAGUUUCUGCACCUGUCCCCGGAGUCACAGGUUUGGGCUACUCAGGUUUUGGUAAUGCUCAAUGGGAGAGAGGAGCUAACCUGCAAGAGUACUUCUCCAAGAGAGAUGAGCAGGAGGCCAAAGCAACUUUAGAAUCGGAGGAGGUUGAUCUGAACGCUGGCUUGCAUGGGAACUGGACUCUGGACAAUGCAAAGGCUCGUCUGAACCAGUUCUUUCAGAAGGAGAAAAACCAAACUGACUACAAAUAUAGCCAAGUGGGGCCUGACCACAACAGGAGUUUUAUUGCUGAGAUGACACUCUUCGUGCGACAGCUGGGUAGAAAGAUUUUUGCCCGUGAACAUGGUUCUAAUAAGAAGAUGGCCGCCCAGUCUUGUGCACUGUCCCUGGUCCGUCAGCUUUACCAUUUGGGGGUUAUAGAAGCUUACACAGGGCAGACCAAGAAGAAAGAAGGAGAAAGUGUGGAUGUAUAUGAAGUAAAUCUUAGUGAUGAUCUUCAGCAACAAGUGCAAAGUAUUGUGCAGGAACUUGGCAUCCAUAUCCCUCCACCUCCUCAGGACCCCAACAGUCCAGUUUCUCUAGUGCAAGGGAAGUUAGCACACUUUGAGCCUUCACAGAGGCAGAGCAUGGCAGGAGUGGUGCCGUGGUCUCCUCCACAGGUGAACUGGAACCCAUGGACCAGUUCCAACAUCGAUGAAGGACCGCUGGCAUUUUGCACCCCAGAACAGAUCAGUGGAGACCUGCAGCAUGAGCUGAACUAUCAACUUGAGCAGGACAACAACCUACAGACGAUUCUAAAGGAGCGAAGUCAGCUUCCAGUGAAGAACUUUGAAAAAGAAAUCCUGUCCGCCAUCCACAAUAACCCAGUGGUCAUCAUCCGUGGAGCCACAGGCUGUGGAAAGACCACCCAAGUUCCUCAAUACAUCUUGGACGAGUUUAUACAUAGAGGCAAGGCAGCUGAAUGCAAUAUCGUUGUUACACAGCCGAGACGGAUCAGUGCGGUGUCAGUGUCAGAACGUGUGUCCUUUGAGAGAGGAGAGGAGGCGGGGAAAAGCUGUGGGUACAGUGUGCGCUUUGAGUCUGUCCUACCCAGACCUCACGCCAGCAUCCUCUUCUGCACAGUUGGUGUGUUGCUAAGGAAGCUUGAGUCUGGUAUCCGUGGUAUCAGUCAUGUGAUUGUGGAUGAAAUCCAUGAGAGGGACUUAAAUUCUGAUUUCCUGUUGGUAGUGCUGAGAGAUGUGAUCCAGGCCUACCCUGACGUGCGCAUCAUCCUUAUGUCUGCCACCAUUGACACCACCAUGUUUAGGGAAUACUUUUUUAACUGUCCUGUCAUCGAGGUGCAUGGACGUGCACAUGCCGUACAAGAGUAUUUUCUGGAAGACUGCAUCCAGAUGACCCAAUUUGUACCACCACCUAUAGAUAGGAAGAAAAAAGAUAAAGAUGAAGAGGGGGGUGACGAAGAGGUGAACUGUAAUGUUAUCUGUGGACCAGAGUAUACUCCAGAGACCAAGCGUGCCAUGUCUCAACUGAAUGAGAAGGAAACUCCAUUUGAGCUGAUUGAGGCUUUGCUGAAGUACAUUGAAACGCUGCAAGUGCCUGGAGCUGUGCUGGUCUUCCUGCCAGGCUGGAACCUCAUCUAUUCCAUGCAGAAACAUCUGGAGAUGAACCCGCACUUCGGUGGUCAUCUUUACAGAAUCCUGCCACUCCACUCUCAGAUCCCCAGGGAGGAACAGAGGAGAGUGUUCGAACCUGUCCCUGACGGUGUGACUAAGGUGAUUUUAUCCACCAACAUCGCAGAGACCAGCAUCACCAUCAACGAUGUGGUCUUCGUCAUCGACUCCUGCAAACAGAAAGUGAAGUUGUUCACCUCUCACAACAACAUGACAAACUACGCCACAGUAUGGGCCUCCAAGACCAACCUUGAGCAGAGAAAGGGACGAGCUGGUCGAGUCAGACCAGGCUUCUGCUUUCACCUGUGCAGCAGAGCUCGUUUUGACAAGCUAGAGACUCACUUGACUCCAGAAAUCUUCCGCACUCCACUGCAUGAGGUGGCCCUCAGUAUUAAGCUACUGAGACUGGGUGCCAUUGGGCAGUUCUUGUCUAAAGCCAUUGAGCCCCCUCCAUUGGAUGCUGUUAUUGAGGCAGAACAUACACUUAGAGAGCUGGAUGCUCUAGACUGUAAUGAUGAGCUGACUCCAUUGGGACGCAUUCUGGCCAAACUGCCAAUUGAACCUCGUCUGGGAAAGAUGAUGAUCAUGGGAUGCAUUUUUAAUGUUGGAGAUGCAGUGUGCACCAUCUCAGCAGCAUCCUGUUUCCCUGAGCCCUUCAUCAAUGAGGGCAAACGCCUCGGCUUCGUCCAUAGGAACUAUGCUGGCACACGUUUUUCAGACCACGUGGCUUUACUCUCUGUCUUCCAGGCCUGGGAUGAAGUCAGAAUGGGAGGUGAGGAUGCAGAAAUCCGGUUUUGUGAACACAAGAGGCUGAACAUGCCUACUUUGAGGAUGACCUGGGAGGCCAAGGUCCAGCUGAAAGAUAUCCUUGUCAACGUGGGCUUUCCUGAAGAGUGCCUCAUGAAUCAAAUGUUUAACAAUGUGGGACCAGACAAUAACUUGGAUGUGGUGAUCUCUCUACUGACAUUUGGCUCUUACCCCAACGUGUGUUACCACAAAGAGAAAAGGAAGAUUCUGACUACAGAGGGCCGAAAUGCACUCAUUCACAAAUCCUCAGUCAACUGUCCUUUCAGCAACCAUGAUAUGAACUACCCAUCUCCCUUCUUUGUCUUUGGGGAAAAGAUCCGAACUAGAGCCAUCUCAGCCAAAGGAAUGACUCUUGUCAGCCCUCUUCAGCUGAUUCUUUUUGGCUCAAAAAAGAUCACCUCCAAUGGGGAAAUUGUUGAGCUUGAUGAGUGGAUCAAAUUGCAGAUUCCCCAUGAUGUAGCUGGUGGCGUGGCAGCCCUUAGGGCAGCUAUGGAAGCCCUGGUGGUGGAGGUAACCAAAGACCCAGAAUACAUCAGAAAUUUGGAUCCCCUCAAUGAGCGCUUGCUGAACGUCAUACGGCUUGUGUCUAGACCCUCGUCGGCGGGCAUCAACCUCAUGGCCACCAACCAACGCUUUGGAGAUGGUCCAAGGCCACCCAAGAUGGCCCGUACUGACUUUGGAGGAGGUGGAGAGUUUAGGGGCCGAGGUGGAGGAGGAUACAGAGGAGGUGGUGGGGGUGGAUCCUGGUCUGGUGGAGGAUACAGAGGAGGUGGAGGCUACCAGGGUGGUGGAGGAGGCUUUAGAGGGUCGGGAGGGUAUCGUGGUGGUGGGGGUGGAUACAGGGGAUCUGGAGGAUACGGUGGUGGUGGUGGUGGUGGAUACAGGGGGGGUGGAGGAUAUGGAGGGAGGGGAUUCAGAGGAGGUUGGGGAGGAAACAGGGGUGGUAAUAGAGGUGGCUUUUAAAGCUGGAUGUUUGAGCAUGUGUCCAUGAAUACAAGUAUCUUUUGGGGGUAUAAAAGUAUGUUUGGGUUUAGUUGUCAGUUGUUUUUUUUUUGUUUUUUGUUUUUGAUUGCUCAAUCUCUUGAUUGAAACUUCUCUUAACUUUUCUUUAAUGUUAUUUGUUAAAAAAAAAAAAAAAAAAUCAUGAAAAAUAUUAACAGUAAAAUUAACCAGUUGACCUAGUAGCUGUUGUUACCCAUGUUUUUUGGUGGACCUUUGGUGUUUCUGAUACUAUAUCGUUUAAUAAACAUUACUUUAGGGGAAAAUAAUUCAAAUAAAUUUGAGAGCAACAACAUAUUUUCCUUCUGUGAGAACAGUAAUGAAACCCUAUUUCAUUGUCAGUUUCCAUUAUUAGACGAUGACUCAAAUUUCCACAGUGGGGCUUCACUAUGGAGAUUUGAGUAACCUCUAAUUCAGAGUAGCAUCAUAAUUUUUGAUCAAAAUGAGGCUGUGAGGUAUUGACUUGCAGUCUUUUCAAUGGCAUGCACCAUAUUAAGCUGUAUAAACUAGUUUUCUGGUGUUUUUUGAAAAGUUUAUUUUUUUAUUUUUAUUUUUUUUUCAGCAGCUGAACCAAAAAACCUAGUUUAAACAAGUAACUGUACAGCCCAUUUAAAGAGACUGUAAGUCUAUCCCUUUCAGCCUUUUUUUCAUUCCUGACAGAAAUGUACCACUACUCUGAAUAAGGUCUGUGAUGAAACUUGACAAUAACAUGUAUUACCUUGCCCAUGCUGAUGUUCAUGCUGAGUAAGCAUUUGACACCUCUGUUUGAUUUUGUUCCCUCUGGGAUGCAACUGCAAUCCUCCAUUGCAUUAGCUACCUUGGCCGUUUUCAGGCAUCACAUUGUUCACCCUUUAGCCAUGGAUAUGAUAGUUAUUUUGAGUUAAGGAAAGAUCUUUCAGAAGACAAACCAUCGUCUUUGAUAACUCCAAAAAAACAUUUUAACCCUUGUGCACUGUUCAGUCCCUUUUGACUGAAAUCAAUAUUUUUUCUUUAAUAAAAAUGGUGUACUUCAUCUGA